UUUUAUGAUUUCCGGUGUAACUUUUUUUGUUGAUGAAAAGUUUGCAAUUCGAGAAGCCUAGCCAACCCAAGGAGGUGUAGGCCAGUUUGGCUGUGUACGAUGGUAAAAGAAUCAACCAUCAGAUAAUCAUAGUUAUAUUUGCUAUGUUGCGGAUGAUGAAGUUCAGACGAUGGUAUGGGAGUCUGGUGGCCAUUUUGUUACUUCCUUCCAUUGUUAUAGUCCUAUACUCAGUGGUAUCUAUUCCUGUAUCUAAAGUAAAAUUAAGACUGAUCCCAAAUGAAGUCCAGACCAAAAGUGUUGAUAAGAUAUUCAUCAAUCAAAACAAUCAGUUAGUCAAUCUGACAGAAAUCCGUCAAUUUCGUUACAAAAGUCUACUGUCCUCCUGCGAACAGUUAAAAAGCAAAGGUUUGGUACAGAACAGCAUUACAAAGAAAUCCUUAUCUCACAUUAUAGUAGAUGACCGCUACAAAGUAUUAUUUUGCUACAUACCAAAAGUUGCCUGUACAAAUCUUAAGAGAGUAUUUUUAUUAUUAACGGGGAAAAUGAACGCUACUGAUCCUAUGGCAUUAAAGGCUGCAGACGUCCAUUUAACAUACGACAAGUAUCUCACUUAUUUAGAUAGUUUUACAGAGGAUGAAGUGCAGUUUAAAUUACAAAAUUACAAGAAAAUUAUCAUGGUUAGGGAACCCUUUGAGAGACUCCUUUCAGCAUACAGAAACAAAUUCACAGAAAAGAGUCCAUAUUUUCAUAAACGGUUUGGUCGAAAAAUUAUUCGAAGGUACAGAAAUAAUCCAAGACAGGAAGAUAUAGAGUUAGGAAAGAACGCCAAAUUUGAUGAAUUUGUAAGGUACAUAACAGAUCCAGUUACUAUAGAAACAGAAGGUUUAAAUGAACAUUGGGACCUUUAUUCAUCUCUAUGCCAACCAUGCUUAAUCAAUUAUGAUUUUGUUGGUAAAUAUGAAACCCUUGACGAUGAUAUAGAUUAUAUCAUGCAUGAUUUAGGAAUUGAUACAUUUAUACAAUUUCCAAAACGAGGUGCUGCAUAUAAAAAGAAAAGAACUAAAGACACCUUUGAACAAUUUUAUAGCAAUAUAUCAAAAAUUGAUCUAGGGAAACUUUGGAAAACUUAUAGACAAGAUUACAAAUUAUUUUCAUAUGCAUACCCAGAUAUAAUCAAAGCAGCUGAUGAUUUUUAAAGUUGUCUU
Molecule: messenger RNA, 1205 nt
Organism: Mytilus trossulus (common blue mussel)
Lineage: Eukaryota; Metazoa; Mollusca; Bivalvia; Mytilida; Mytilidae
Product: carbohydrate sulfotransferase 11-like
Exons: 4
Coding region: 144-1196 (350 amino acids)
Biological process (GO): carbohydrate biosynthetic process
Cellular component (GO): membrane
Molecular function (GO): sulfotransferase activity
Source: RefSeq, a predicted model, not a curated record